CGACAGUCGGUCGCGCGUUACCGAGCCAAGUGGAUGAGUUCGCGAACGCCUCCCGCUAAAAGCUCCGCUGUCUGCCCGAUCGUGGGUGAUUUCGGUGUUUCGUUGCCCCCUCGAGAGUCUACUCGGCGAGUAUCCUCGCGUGUUUCGGCCGCUUCGUCUCUCGUGUCUAGACGCCACGCGCUUCGCGCCGCACACUCGUGUCUGCUCCUCUCAGAAUAAUAUAUCCAGUGUUGUUUGUUGUGCGGAACAGCGACGAGGGACGCUCUCCACGGGAAAGUUUCACCCCGUCGCGCCACUUACGACGCCCUCGAGGUCAGUUUUGUUGGACGCGCGACACCUGAUCACAGCAUCCGGAAAGCGCGGACGAGAGACAGGUGAUACAGAAGAAGGGGAUAGAGAGGCAAAUCGAGUAAGAUGGGAGCGAGACAGAGCAGAAGGUCCGUGGACAUAACGACGACGCCUAAGAAGGAGGGGAUACCUGCUGAAGGAGGUGUCGUCGGUGACGCUGCUGCACCUGGCGAUGGCAAGUUGGAAAGGAUCGAGGAGACCGACACGAAACCCACCACCAAUGGUAUAGCGCCUCACACGGACGUGGCCGAGGAUAAAGACAAGGAUAAGGACGAUGCCACGGAAAAAGACAAGGAUAAGGAGAAGACGGAAGAAGUGAAGUCGGAAGAGAAGCAAGAAUCGGCCGGAGACUCUCCCGCGGAAACGGCAGAGGUCACAACACCUACAGAAGCUAAUGCCGCUAGUCCCAAUGCUGUCACUUCUCCAGAAAACAAGGAAACCAAAAAGAAGGACAAGAUGAAGAAAAAGUGGUCCUUCAGGUCGAUCAGCUUCAGCAAGAAGGACAAGAGCAAGUAUGCCCGUGAAGAAGCACCCAAGAAUGGAGACGUCACCAAGGAGGAGCCUCUCGCGGAGGGUGGAGAAGACGCGGAGAACGGAUCAGCCACGGCAGGUAGCCCGGUCGAAGAGAAAUCGGCAGUAAGUAGUCCAACAGCGGAGAACGAAGCCAGCCCAACAGCAGCGGCAGCGUCAACGCCGUCGGCCGAGACGAAGGAAGAGAGCCCAGCGUCUGCAGCUAGUAGCCCCGCGGACGAAAAGCAAGAGGAACCCACUCCCUCUGCCCCAACUCCCGUCCCUGUCGAGGAAAAGAAAGAGGAAGUCGAAAAAGUCGAGGCCGAGAAAAAAGUAGUCGAGAGCACCCAGGAAACCGAGGUACCGGUAGAAAACAGCGUGGCUCGCGACAGCACGACAGAAAGUUCCGACGAAACUUCCAAGAUUACAUCUCCAGCCGUCCCAAGUGAAGUGGUGGUACCUGCCUCUCCACCUUCUGCACCAGCCAUCACCGAGGAUGUUGCCUCCGUAGCCAAGGCUAUCGAAGAGAUGGACAUAAGCGACAAGGCUGUUGCGGCGGCAACCAUCGAAUGUAACACAAACGAAAUUAUCGCGGACGCACAUUACCAAAACAAUAUGAACGAAUAAACGCCGCUAACCGAAUUGUGUAUUUUGGGAAGAAGAAAGUUCUUUUCUCUCGUUAAAACCAAAAAAGUAUAUUAUAUAGAUAUGUAUAUUUGGACCAUUCCUGCAACUAAACAGAAAAUAACGUUCUUUCGUUACGAGCAACAACAAUAACAACUGGUAAAAAAGAAAAAAACAAAAUGAUAAAAAAAACAUGGAACGACGACGAUGUUACACCGCGACAUCGCGAGAGCAUAUAGACUUUAUAGUAGGCCUAUUAAUAAUUAUUAGACACGGCAUUUGACGGCAGGGCGAAGUAGAUAAACGUUCACGAAAUGGCUAUAGGGAAAGAACGAGCCGAAUAAAACGGAAAACUAGAUAUUGUUUCAGGAAAAUACAAACAAUGUACUGCCGUUCCGCGGAUAGUAUUCUUGAAGCGGAUUUUUUACUACUACCUUUUUUCCACGCGAUCGAUUAAAUAAUAAAUCUCCCAACGCAUUGGGCCGUGCCUAUUCGCGCGGGUCGUAAUCGUGGUGGCCCUGCUGUGUAAAAAUUUCGUAAACCGUCAUUGUUACUGAAACGCCAAGUCGAACUGUGUGAUCAUCGCGCGACGGACGAGCGAGAUAACAGUGAACAUUCGAAUAAAAACAUCGUUUGUCGGGUAAUUCCAGAGAAAAAAAUACACAAAUGUACUCAUUGAAUCGCGUGCGCCCUCCCGUAACUGUAUUGCACAUUGCUGUUGGCUAUGUCGAAAGAGUGUAAAAGGAAGAGAAAAUUGUAACGGAGGAAAAGAUCAGAGACUGAGAGAGAGAGAGUAAGAGGAAAAGAUGUGCGUGUGCGUUCUGUAUGUAUGAGAAGAGAGAGAGUGCGAAGGAAUGAAAAUUGAGCGAUGAGAAAAGACAGGAAAAUGUGAAAGAAGAACACUAAAAUGCGUCUUUUUGCCAGAAUAUAAACAGGAAAUGAGAGAGAGAGAGAGCGAAGGGAAGAGUAAAAUAAGACGGGAGAAAGCAGAGCGAGGACGAAAUUAUUACAGGAUAUUACGUCAAAAAAAAACGUCUCGAGUGAUGAAACACUCGGGUCGCGACUUUUUUUAAAGGAUAACGAAGUCGAUGAUUUUGCUCGUAUUUCUUAUGCGGUCCUUGCGUUAUCUUUUUUUUAUACAAUUGUGUACACAAUCGAGAGAGACAUGGUUUUACGUUGUAACGAGGAAAUGCACACUUCUACGUAUGACUUUGGUACGCGCGAGCACACGACACACAAUCACACAUGCAAGCAAGUAUCAUGCAACACACGAGAAACACACAGUAUGUCGAGACAGUGUAAGUGAUAUAUAAUCUAGACAUAGAAGAAAAGCGUUUGUGUAAAUUCGGCGUUUUGAUCGAAAUGCUCUUACUACUUUCUCCAUACGAGAAUUACUUACGAGGAAGCCUAUUCGUAAUUUUAUAAUAAUCAUUAAAAAAAAAAAUAUCGCCUAACUACAAUUACGAGAAACAUGCACAAUUACCACGUAACAAAAAAAGAACGGGGAUAUUCGUUUAUACAGAUUUUUCAGAAGUAAAUUAAUUCCGUACGAAAGCUUUUUUUAUUAAGACCGUAGCGUAGUUCGUAAAGUUUAAACGAAAAAAAAGCGCGCAUAUAUACAUGUAAAAUGCUCCAAAUCUCUCAAGAAUAACUGUAAGUGUUACAAUUGGAGCGAGCGUUCACUGUGCCCGCGACCGGCAUUGAUUUUUAAACGAUAUAUUAAUGAGUAAGGAGAAAGAGGUAAAAUUUAAAGUUGUAUAGUAAAACCUUUUCAUUAAAUAUAUUGUCCGUAAUGAUCUUUACAACGAAAUUUACCGUUUUUUCGAGACAAGUUUUGGCGACGAGAGCGAACUUUUUUAUUUGAAGAAAAAAAAAAA
This is a messenger RNA of Megachile rotundata (alfalfa leafcutting bee), 3359 nucleotides long. RefSeq lists its product as uncharacterized. Lineage: Eukaryota; Metazoa; Arthropoda; Insecta; Hymenoptera; Megachilidae. The record is from RefSeq and is a predicted model, not a curated record.